AUGGUUGGCUCCUGGAGCACCAUCUUCCAAGGUAGGGAGGAAGCUAGGGCUUUUGUGACCAUUCAAAAUGGCAACCUAUUUACAUAUAUAGCAAUACUUAGAAACCAGGGGACAAAUGGCAACCCAUUUUCCCUACAUUUAGCGGGCCACUUACUUUGACCAGGGGGGCCCACAACAUUAGGGUUAGUUAGGGGAGAGUUCUUCACCAAGUGGCUAUGGUCUAAAAAGUAGUGCCACUUAUUGUAGGGAAUUAGGGUUUGCCAUUUCUAUGGGUCAAAGCAGUGCCACUAUAUAGGGAAUUUAAGCGGGUUUUUUGUUUUGGUUUGUUGUUGCCAAUUCUCUAGGUCUUAAUAUUAGUUGCCAAUACAUUAGGGAAUAAUAGGGGUGGUUGCCAUUCUUCUGGUCUAAAAAGUAGUGGCCACUAUUUAUUAGGGGGCAUGGGUGCCAUUCUUCUGGUGGUCUUGUAAAGAAGUAGUGCAAAUACAUAGGGGAAAUUUCGGGGUGCCAUUCUCUGGUCACAAGUAUUGCACUUACCCAUUAAGGGGGAUAGGGUGACAUUCUUUUGGUCCCUUUUAAGAGUCCUUAUUUAAGGGAAUAGGGUUUGCCAUUCUUCUGGUUCUUAAUGUUUUUUUAGUGCACUUACAUAGGGAAUAGGGUUUUUUGCCAUUCUUGGUAUAAAAACGAGUUGAGUGGCACUAUAUAGGGAAUAGGGUGGCAAUUUUUCUCUGGUUAAAGUUAAUUGCACUUUAUAGGGAAUUUAGGUUUUUUGGCCCAUUUCCCUCUGGGUCUUUUUUCUAAUUGUAGUGGGCAACUUUACAUUGAGGGAAAAUUAGGGUAUGCUUCUCUGGUUCUAAAGUAGUUGCACUUACAUAGGGAAAGAGCCGGUGCAUUUCUUUUGGGUCUAUUUUCUAAAAAGUGUUUGCCCUUAAUAUAGGGAUAGGGUGGGCCAGUCUUGGUCUUGAAUGUAUAGUUUGCCACGACAUAGGGAAAUAGGGGUUUGCAAUUCCUCUGUCUCUUAAAACAGUAGUGCCUUAUUCAUAGGGGAAAAAUGGGGCCAUUUUCUCUAGUACUAAACGUUUUAAGUGUUGCCAUAUAUAGGGGGAAUUUUUAGGGUGCCCUUCCUUUCCUGGGUCUCUAAGUAGUGCCCAAAUAGGGGAAUUUUAGGGGUGCCAGUUCUCGGGUCUAAAAGUAGUUUUGCCAUUAUAUGGGAAUUAGGGGUUGCCAUUCCUUUGGUCUAAAGUUGAGUGCACUAUAUUAGGGGAAUAGGGUGGCAUUCUCUUGGGUCUAAUCGGAGUGCACGAUGAGGGAAAUAGGGGGUUUGUUUUUUUUGCCAUUCCUAUGGGUUUAAAAAGUAGGUUUGGCACUAUAAGGGAAUUAGGGGUGGCCAUUCUUCUCGGUCUUCUAAAAGUUUAGAAGUAGGAGUGGCCCUAUAUAGGGAAUAGGGUUGGCCAUUCUCUUGGUAUAAAAAGUAGUGCACCUAUAUGGGAAUAAGGGUUGUUGCCAUGUUCUCUGGUCUCUAAGUAGGGCAUAUAUAGGGGGAUAGGGGGGGUGCUUUUUUUGGCCAUUUCUUAGGUCUAAGUCGUUUUUUUGCCUAAUAUAGGGAUCAGGUGUUUUUUUUUGUUUUGACAUUCCUCUUGGGUUCUAAAACAGUUAGUGCCUAUAUAGGGAAAGUUGAGGGUUGCCAUUUCUCUGGUUCUAAUCUAAACGUUUUUAGUGCCUAUAUAGGGAAAAUUAGGGUUUGUUUGCCUGUCUCUGGUCUAAAUCGAUAAAAGUAGUGCACGAUUUAUAGGGGGAAUAGGGUGCCAUAUCUGGGUUCUUAAUGGUAGUGGCCCACUAUAUAGGGCAUAGGGCUGCCAAUUUUCUGGUCUAAAUUGUAAGGCCCACUAUGAGGGGAAGAGGGUUUUUGUUUUUUUGGCCAUUCGCUAGGGUCUAAUGUUAGUGGCCAACUAUGUAGGGGGGAAUCGGGUGGCCUUUGGGAGACACCCAUUGUGUUUGGAAAAAAAACUUCAUUCCCCAUCUUUCCAAGGAUUGAUUUUCAAGGUGUUGUCUCUUGUGUUUCUCUGUGUCUGUGUGUGUCUGUGUGUGUGUGUGUUAGUGGUGUGGUGUUCUUGUGUCUGUGGGUUGUGUGUGUUCUUCUGUUUGUUCUGUGUGUUGUUUUUGUGUAUUUCUGGUGUGAUUGAGGUCUUGGUGGGUGUGUGUUUGCCUAGUGUCAAAACGUUUGUGUGUUUUGGGUGUGUGUCUGUUGUGUGUUGUGUUUGGUAUGUUGUUGUGUGUGAAAACGUCCCCCCAAGGGACGGGACGUUUCCAAAAACGGCUUCUGGCAAAAAAGCUUCCCGCAAGUUGAUGAGAAGCUCCGGGUUACCAUGACCUUGGCGUUGCCUUGUGUGAAGAGGGACGACGGAGGGAGGGGGCAGGAGCAGAGUUCUGGAGCAAAAAAAACCUACCGGACUUGGCCGUGAGGGGAGGAGACGAGUGUGGAUCCAACCGAGUUUCAGGAAGGGCUGGAAUCCCAGGGAAAAUUGAUAUUGGUUGGGGUGGGUGUUGGUGGGUUGUGGGGGUUUUGUUGCGUUUGGUUGGGUGUUGGUUUAAUGGUGGGGUUGGUCGGGUUGGUUGGGUGGGUUUGGGUGGGGUUGGUUUGACAUUGGGAUUGGUUGGUGGGUGGGGUGUUUUGGGUUGGGUGGGGUUGGGGGGGGGGGAUUUGGGGUUGGUAAUUGAUUUUGGGAGGUUGGGUGUGGGGGGUUGGGUUUGGGGGUGGGGUGGGGAUGGUUUUGGGUUUGUGGGGUUGGUAAUUUGAUUGGUUGGGGGGGGGGGGUGUUGGGGUUGGGGCUUAGGUUUUUUCCUUUAUUUUUUUUUUCUUGGGGGAAAAACAAACAAUUGGGUUCAUUUGUUUGGGACCAAAGAGUUUGUCCCUUUUAAUUUUUGGGACCAAAAGUUGGGCUUUACUGAACCUAUGGUCAAGCUUUUUCCUCCAAGGGGCAACUUUUUGCUUCCCCAACCACCAUUGAAUCUGUCUGUAGGUACUGGGAAAACACUCAAAACCGCCAAGGAGGUUUUUGGUUUUGUUGUUUGGUUGGAAGGGUCGGGGAGAGGGGAAAAACGAAGGCAAGGAAAAAAAACAGCUGUUGUGCCGGGACCAAGGGUCUGGUGUGUGGACAAGGAUGGGGUGGGGGGGUUCUUUGGGUUUUGGGGGAUGGCCAGGGGGGACCACCCACCCACCAAAGACAAAAAACCCAACCCCUCAAAAAAACCCCCCCCCACCACCCCCCAAAGAGGUUUCCCCAAAAAAAACUCAGGUUUUGGGCUUUUUCUUUGUUCUUCCAUGGGGCCCGAAGCAUUCAAGGCCAUUGUUCUUGAGGGAGCCAAAAACAGGCCGAAAAAAAAAAACUUUAUUUUUUUGCCAAAAUUUUCACAAGGUUGGGUUUGCCAGGGGGUUUCUUUUUUGUACCCCUUUUUGUUAAAGGCCAAGUUUUUUCUGUCGGUCUUCGUAUUGAGGGACUGAUAUAAAGGGAAUUUGCCUGUUGUGAUACCAAAUUCGGUGUUAUGUAAAACAAGUUUGUUUUUUUUUUGUUUGUGGGGGUAAAGGGAAGACCAUUGAGAACGUGGCCAAAAUGUGCCCUGCUCCUGUGUAGAGAACAACAAAAACAGUAACAUAUAACACAUUAUCCCAAAAACAGAGGUACUGGUGUGCUUGCCUAACCCCCCCCCCCCCCCUACCCCCCCCCAAAAAUGGAGUAGUGGGUCUUUACCGAUGUCCAGCCAACCUUUUGAUACAGGAUAUAAUAUAAUAUAAUAUAAUAUAAUAUAAUAUAAUAUGCCAUGCAGUGAUGAGAAUCAAAACAGUCACCUUGUAACAAAACGAAGGGCACUAUGGUAGACGGCAUCCAAAGGGUUAAGAGUAGUAGCAGCUGCACUUUGAUAAAUAAUAUCACCAUAAUCAGGAACAGAUAAAAAGGUUGACUGAAUAGUCUGCUUCCUACUGCUUAGAGAAAGGCACGAUCUGUUUCUGUAGGAAAAGCCAACUUUAAAUCUUAGCUUCUUAACCAGCUCAUCUAUAUAUUUUUUAAAUGUCAAAUCCAUAUCAAUCCAAAUGCCUAAGUAUGUUAAUGCAGGAACAUGUUCGAUAGGAGAACCAACUAAUGAGUGAACAUGCAGUUCAACUGAAACAUUCUUACGAGAGUAUAAAAACAUGUAUAUCAAUUUCUUUCUUUCUUGUUUUUUUCUUCUUCUUUUGUUGUAGAUCAGCUUAAUAUUGCAGAUAGAUUGUAUCUUCUAUCAAUGUAAUUGUCUGCAUCACUUCCAAUCCCCCAUGUUUUUUAUAUAUAUAUUCCCCUUUAUUACUUUCCAACCCUGCCACCUUUCCCUUCUUGGAGUAAACUAGUGAACAACAACGCCUAGGCCUCUACUUCCAGCCCAUACCCACUAUCUACAUUUUAUGGACACAGUCAAUUUUACAAUAAUUAUAUUUUAUUUGUUUUUGCUCCUGAACUUCUUCUACUCUCAACCUCUCUGAUCAUUUUCAUGAUGUCCAUCCGGUUUGCUUCUAUAUGCCAUAUCUUUCUAACUGUGCUCUUUCACAAAAGCUCCCAACAUACAACCUAUAUACUUAUUACUUAUUAUGGACACAGUAUGCUUACAUUAUUAGUUAUCUUGUUAUUAGUUGUUGUUAGUUGUUAUUAGUCCCAUCCUUCAGCUCCAUUCAACACCUCCCAUCUAUCUCUUAACACCAUCCAUAUAGGAUUUCUAUUUGCCAUAUAUAUUUCAACUGUACUGUGAUGUUUUACAAAAGUUCUGAACCUUUCUAUUCGCAAUUGCUUCUACAGAUUGUGAAUUAAAAAUAAACAUUUUUGCUAAAAGUAUUAUUAUAUUAUUGAUCGAUUGACUAUGACUUUUCAGAUCACCCAGUAAUGCUAUCUGCAAGGUGUCAUGAGCCUCUCACUCCACCGGGUUACCACCUUUAUUUUCUUCCACUCUGCUCACCACUCUCUCUACUCAGCCUAACUAGCUCCACCUGUCCCUGCUCUGCUCUGCUCUAAUUACUCUGCCAGCUGCGCUGCAUUACCCACUACCUCUCCCAGUAUUUAAAGCCCUGUCUUUCAGCUCUCCUGUGUCAGAUCGUCUGCAAAGCUCACACCCGGAACCUGUUUGCUCGCGCUUCUGGCUCACCCUGGUUUUGUGACCCCGGACCUGCCUGAUUUUUGGAUACUCUUCUGCCCCAGGAGAUCCAGACCUGCUUUCUGCCAUAACGACUCCUGACUACUCUUCAUUCCCGGUAACUCUGACCAGCCUUCUGCCUUGCUACUACGUAUUCUGGAUUUCCCUUGAACUGUACUGCUGCCUUGUUUCAUUCCGCCCUGUUGUGUCUGUGUCUCCCCCCCCCCAGGACUUCUGGACCACCCACCACCGGCUUCAUAGGACGCAUCGCUGCCACUGGGGGGGGCACAGACCCAGCACAUUGGACGGGAUCCCUGUUACCCCUGGAGCCUUCAUUCACUCCCUACUUCCCUUUUCCCUUAAGUUUUAAUAAACUUUCUGGUGUGACGCAAUUGUGGUCCUCUGGUCGUCUGUCUGAACCGUGACACAAGGUUAGCUCCAGGUAAAUAUUGCAAUCCUUUAGCCAUUCCUGGACCUGUGUCCAAAAACAAGCUACAAAUGGACAGAACCAAAACAAAUGAUCUAAUGAUUCUGUCUCUUCACAGCAAAAUCUGCAGAGCUGGGAAGAUUGUAUCCCCCAUAUAAAUAACAUUCUAUUGGUACCAAGAAUUUGAUAUAAUAAUUUAAAUUGAAAGAUUCACAUUUUUGAAUCCGGUGUCGUUUUGCGUGUCAGUUCAUAAACACUAUGCCAUGGGAUCGGUACGUCAAAAAUCUCUUCCCAACUAUUUUGCAAUCUAUAUGGGACGGCUGUCAAUCCUUUGGUCCUUGAAUGAAACUGGUAUACUUUUUUAUUUAUCACAGUUUUCCUUAACCAAUUAUGUUCUUUAAUGCGCCGACAGACAAGUUCCUUACUUUCUCCCCCUUCCACUUUCCUCUUCCAUUUUUGCGGUAAGGCUGCAAUUAUUUGGUUGUAAUUUUGGGUAGAGCAGACAUUUACAUAUGUUUUUGUUAGCUGCAUGUGCGACAUAACUCCACCAGUCCUACCGAUGACAUCAUUUACGAAGAUUAUACCUUUUUUAAACAUUCUGUCAAAAAAUAAAGUAUUUUUGUCAAUUAGUAUAUUUGAAUUUAACCACAAUAUUUGUUGCAUUAUUUGUUCUGUCGUUUCUGGAUGAUUAAAUUGAAAUUGCAACCAACUUUCUAUGGCUUGUUUUAGAAAUAGUGAUAUUUGGGAGAUGAUUUCCUUUUCAAAUAACUGAAAAUGAGAGGUUGUGAUCUGAAUAAAGGGAAAAAAGGCCAUUCUUGAAACAUUGGGUGAGACAAGCUUACUAAUUUGCUAGAGAACCAGUUCAGAUUUUUAAGUAUAACUUUUGUAUGAUGAAGCUUUUAAUGAUAGGUUAAUGCUUAAUAUUAAUAUUUCUUGUCCUCCGAAUUCUAUUCAUAUAUAUAAAUAGGGCCCUUUUAAUUGUUGGCUUGCUGUUCCAAAUAAAAUGGAAUAAUAUUUCUUUUCAUAUUAAUCAAAAAACAGUUCGCUAGGCGUAGGCAAAGACAAAGCAAAUUGUUUUAUCAUACACUUUUUGCCACCGGUAAAGUUUUAGAACACCUACUCAUUCAAGGGAUUUCUUUUUUUUUUUUUCUAUAUUGAGAAUAAGUGAAGACAUCAACACUAUGAAAUAACACAGUAGGUGACCGGGCAGUGUAUAUUAUUUAUUUUUUUCUUAGCUCAACUCUUAGCUCAACUGUUAUCCUCUUGCGUAAAUAAAUGAAAGGGUAUUUAGUUGGAGUCAACAAUCCAGAACAUUACAUUAAAAAAAAAGAGACCAUCCUUCACUUGAACAUAUGUUGCAAAUGGUAUUUAUUUAUUUGUUUGUUUGUGUUUUUGUUUGUUUGUUCCCCAGCCUGGAGGUCCUCCUGAUCCAGAGCAACACUCUCAACAUGUUUGGACCCGUGGACCUCAGACUCUACGGGAGGCUCCGAGCACUGCAGGCCGGACAGAACAGGUCUGUGUGUGCUCAAAAGUAGUAGUGCCCUAUGUAGGUAAUAGGGUCCUGCCUUAUAUUUAUUGAUUAGUCUGUAUCGAUUCUAAAAUGAAUGAUCCCUGCAGCCCAUUCUCCUUCUUCUUCUUCUUCUUCUUCUUCUUCUUCUUCUUCUUCUUCUUCUUCUUCUUCUUCUUCUUCUUCUUCUUCUUCUUCUUCUUCUGCUUCUUCUUCUUCAGGUUUGUGUGUUCCUGUGAGUUUGUCUCCUUCAUGGUCUGGAGGUGGGGUGGAGCAGUAGAGGGCAGUGUUGAGCUAACAGACAGAUUGGAUAACUACCUUUGUGACUCACCGCUGCCCCUGCAGGUGAUUAAAAUAUUUACUUUAUUUACUAUUAUUUAUUACUAUUAGUACUAUUUCUUUUAAACACUUUUUUAUUUUUUUCACUAUUUUAUUCUUAUUCUCUUCACUGCUUAUUUUUACGUUAAUCUCUUUUUUUUUUAUCGAAUACCUUUUCUACUUUUAUUAUCAAAUGUAGUGUGAGGAGAGCUUGCAAGUAAGCAUUUUCACGGUACUGUGUAUACUUUGCUGUAUCCCGUGUAGGGUUGCUAAAAUCGUGUAACUUCCCCAAAAGUCCCAGGUUUACAAGAAAUCCCGACUAGAAGAUUUCCAGAAUCAGGAUGGAAUAAGCAGGAAAUCUGGGAAUCCUCUGACCAGGAUUUCUAGAAAACCUGGGAAUUCUGGGAAUGUUCCUGGAAUUUUGCAACCCUAAUCCCAUGCAUAUAAUAAAUAAUCUUUGAUUUACAGGGCCAGAGGGUCGACCGCGUCCGGCUCUCACCGUUCCAAUGCCACCGCGUCCUCCUCGUGUCCGCACUCUGCGGCUGUAUACUCAUUUCCGGAAUCCUGUUGGUGAUUCUGCUGUGGAAGCUCCACGCGGUGUGGUACAUGAGUAUGAUGUGGGCGUGGCUUAGAGCCAAACGGAAUUCUGGUAACCGGAAGCGCCGGGAUGCAGCAAGGAACGCCGACCCCCUCUGCUAUGAUGCGUUCGUGUCGUACAGCGAGCGAGACGCAGAGUGGGUCGAGGAAUUCCUGGUUCCAGAGCUGGAGAAUUCCCAGCCUCCACUCUCCCUCUGCCUCCACAAGAGAGACUUCCUGCCAGGUUGAUUGAUUGAUUGAAUCCAUGACCUCUUCAUGACCUCAUCCCCCAGGACCUUAAAAUACUUCUUAGCUUGUUAAUGUUUUCAUCCAUUGCUUUUUUUCUGUUUGGUUUUGUUGUACCGUGUCCUUAGGAUAUUUUGAAAGGCGCUUUAAAAUGAAUGUAUUUUGUUUAAUUUCUUUCUUUAGGCCACUGGAUCAUGGACAACAUUAUCAAUGCAAUGGACCGCAGCCGACGCACACUCUUCGUCCUGUCAGAACACUUUGUCCACUCCGAGUGGUGCCGGUACAAUUCCAUUCUGUCCUGUCUUACUAGUGUGCAGAAUGGUCGGUUAAAGCAUUUCAGUUGCUUAAGAUCAACAUGUCAGCAUCAUUACAGGCUCAUGCUGGUACGAUAGUUGGUCAUGUGUCUAAGUUUUAAUUUUUUAAAUUUAAUUUUCUGUCCUCCAAAAUUCAUAUUCUUUAAUAAAUGGGGCCUUUUUAAAUUUUUUUUUGGCGGGCUGCCAAAAAAAUUGAAUAUUUCUUUCCAUAAAAAAAAAAAAAAAACAGUUCGCUAGGGAGGCAAGACCAAAGAAUGGGGAAACUGGGAUAAUACAAAAAGGGGUUUAAUAAGGGUGUUUUUUCCAAAAAUUGCCCAGUAUUUCCCUUUUCCAUGGUAGCAAGACUUAUUUUUUUGCAAUUUUCUAUUAACUUUUAUUGGAGUGAGUUUCAUUUUUUCCUUUGGGAUAUAUUUCCGGGUACAGUGGGGGAAAAAAGUAUUAGUCACCCCCAAAAAUGUGCAAUUCCCCACUUAAAAAGAGGAGAGAGGCCUAAAAAUUUUUCCAAAAGGGUUUAAACGUAAAACCCUAUGCAGAAAAAAAAUGAGAAAAAAAAAUCCAAAAAAACCCACUUGUAGGUUUUUUAAAUGUUUUUGCAAAUUAUGGGGGAAAAAUAAAGUUUUUGGUCAAAAAAAAAGUUUUCAAUAUUUUGGUUAUAACCCUUUUUUGGCAAUAAUGACACAGGCCCAAAAACGUUUUCGGAAAUUUCCUUCAAAAAGGUUUUAACACACUGUUGCGGUUUUUUUUGGCCCUUUCCCCCAUGAGAUCCCCUCUAGACAGUGAUUUUUUGGGGCUGUUGCUGGGCAACACAGACAAAAAACUCCCUCCAAGAUUUUCUAGGGGUUGGAGAUCUGGAGACUGGUUUGGGCCCACUCCAGGACCUUAAAAUGCUUUACAAAACCACUCCUUCGUUCCCGGGGGCGGGGGGUUUGUUUUUGGGAUCUUUUGUAUGUUUAAAAGGGACCCAGCCCACUUUUUUCACUUAAAUUUCCCCUUUGUGAGGGGAAGGGGGUUUUCAUAAAAACCCCCACGAACAGGGCCCCAAUUUAUUUUUUCCCUUUUUAAAGGGAAUAAGGGUUUCCGGGUUUCCCUUUGCGGGAAAAACCCCCCCAAACCCGGGAUGUUUCCCCCCCCAAGGUUUCCCAAGUGGGUUUAGGGUUUGUUUUUUUGGGAAUUGAAAAUUCAGCAUUUUUUGUCCCCAAACAGACGAGUUGAUUUUUUCCCAAAAAAAGUUUUUUUUGGUUUCAUUAACAUAUGACACUCCCAAUUUCUUUGGAUCUUAAAAUGCACUCAGCAAAUUUAAAGAGGGCCGGGGACUUUGUACUGGCUUAAGCAGGGGGAAAAGUCUGGCACGGGCGGGUUUUGAGCCCCGGGGGCGUAGUGUUUUUACGAUGGUAGGUUUUUUAAACUUGGCCCCCAAAUUUCCUUGGGGUAUUCACUGGGGCCCCCGUGUGGUUCGGGGGGUUUUUUGCUCACCGUUUUGGGUUUUUUGGGGAACCCCGGGGGGGGAGAUCUUGCAUGGGGGCCCCAGAUCGAGGGAGUUUUUCAGUUUUUUGUAUGUCUUCCUUUUCCUAAUAAGCCCCCCAAAGGGUUGAUUUUUUUCAAACCAAGUGUUUACCUAUUGCGGAUUAGUUUUCCCCAGCCGGGGCGGUCUACAAUUUUUUUUUGGGGGUUUGCCCUUUUGACAGCUUUUUUGGUUUUGGCCAUAGGGGAUUUGGGGAAAAGUGUGACGGGUUGGGGGUUUGGGGACAGGUGUCUUUUAUAUGAUAAAAGUUCAAAAAAGGUGCCAAAAUAAAAACAAGUGGUGAAAGAGGGGGGCCUUUUAAACCCGAAAGAAUUUAAGGUCUGGGGAGGGGCCCAGAAAUUUUGCUUUUUUGAAGGACCAAAUCUUUUUUCCCCUUUAAUUUGCAAAAAAAAUUCUUUUAAAAACCUUAAAAUGUGAUUUUCUGGUUUUUUUUCCAAAAUUUGUCUUUUCAUAUUUAAAGUGUACCUAUGAUAAAAAUUCCCGGGCCCUCUCCAUCUUUUAAGUGGGAGAAUUUCCCAAAAUUUGGGUGGGGGACAAAUAUUUUUUCCCCCCACUAUAUAACUGACCAAAUUAUGAAAGCCCAAGCAUGAAAUUUUUGAAUUCCUUUAAAGUGAGGGGGGGAAAAAGGGUUUUAAAACAAUAUUUUUUGCCUUUACCAGACGGUGAGGGAAAUGGUCAGGAUGCUCCGAUUUUUACAUUUCUUAAUUUUUUUGGGGGGAAUCUGGGGGGCCCCAUGCCAAAAUCUUUUCAGUCCCCGGGGGGGGAAUAGGUUUUGUCGUGCCCUUCACGACUUUUUGGGGUUUUUGGGGACCUGAUAGUUGGUUUUUGGUGAUGUGGACCCCAAAGGGAAAACUUGGAAGCUCUGACCCGCCCCCACUGCACCCCCAAAGAUUUUUAAAGGGGGGCCCCGGUUCGCCCCAAAAUAAUUUGAGGGACUCCCCCUCGGGUUUGCAAUGAUGUGUUUAAAUGAUUUGUGAAUGACUACCUAUUAUGACCCCAACAUAAAAAUUUCGGUAAGGUCCCUCAGUCUGGGCAGUGAAUUUCAAACACAGAUUAAAAACCACAAAGACGAGGGGGGGGUUUUUCCAAUGCUUUUAAAAAAAAAAAAGGCAAAAUAUUUGGUUUGAUGGGUGGUAAAAAAAAAAGCAGACUUUAAUAUCCCCUUUUAGCAUGGUUUAAAAUUAUUUUAAAUUCCCCUUUGGGGUGCGGUUUUCUAUACACCCGUCAAUACAAAGGGGCCCCAGGGGUCCUUUAUAAUCAGUUUUUCCGGGGAAAAGGAAGGAAAAAAAAACUUUAGGGAUUUCAACAUUUAGGGCCCCAAAGGUUUACUUUUAAAACCCCCUUUCAGAGGUUUUAAAGUUGUGAUAGGAGAAAAUGAGGAUGGAUCAAAAAAAAAUUUUAGUUAACCACAAUAAUUUAACCCAAAUGAAGAGUAAUGACUCCCGUUUAAAAAACCCAUUGUAAAUUUUUCUUUACGUUCCAAUAUUUUUAUGGAAAAGGGAAAAAUUUUUAAUAUGGCAAAAUGUCCGGAUUUAAUUUAAACCAAUGAUUUGAUUCACCCCAAAAUAUUUUUUGGGAAAGGGGUCUCCAAACAAAAUACUUCCCCAACCCUAAAUAAUAACAAUUGGGCUUUAAAAAGGGGGGGAAAAAUUGGUGUAUUUAAAUGGGGUUCCCCUUUUCCCCCAAUAUUUUGAUUUCCCUUCUCUCCAGGGUUUUAGUGGUUGUCGAGAAAAAUUCAAAAGAAAAAGGUACACCAAAUUUAAAAAGGGAAAGGCUUUUUUUAUAAAGUAUGAAAACCCCCACUUUAAUGAAAAAAUCCCCGAGGGGAAAAUUUGUUUUGGGUAGCAAGUGGGGGGUUUUCAGCGGCUGAAUUAAAAAUUUUUUCAGCACGCAAGGGAAAACCCGCCGCAAAAACCCGUUAGCAACCCGAUUAAGGUUUAAAUUGAAAAAACCAAUACCCGGGAAAGUGCGUAAAGGGAAAAGGGGUGCGAGGGGAAAAGGGCCCUUUGAGCCCAAAAUGAAAGGGUUUGGAUAUUCCUUUCUAUUCAAAUCAGCAAUCAGGAAAAGAAAAUUUCUUUAAAAAAAACAGAACAAAAAAAUUACUUCUACCCAAACAAAAACAGGGAAAAUUUCUUUUUUCCCCAAACAGAACAGAAAUUACUUCUUUCCCCUCAAAAAACGGUUUUUUCUUUACCUCAAACCGUUUUUCUCCAACAAACUUUUAAAAUUUCUCUACCUAAACAAAAAAAACUUUCUACCACCAAGAAUACACCUUUUACUUUAAACGUUUCUUCUAAUUUUAACAAGGUACUAUUUCUACUUAAAUACUACUAAUACUACUACUAACUAAAAUACUAUACUACUACUACUUACUAUACUACUACUACUAAAAAGGACUAUACUACUCUAAUUUCUACUACAAUCUAAUGCUUACUACUAAAUAAUAGAGACACUUACACACAAAAUACAUAGGGAAAACUACUCUCUACUUUUUACCAAAUCCCCAAAAAAAAUAACUUUGACAAAAAAGUUUAGAAAACCUAGGCCACUAUAACCCUUAAAAGGGGCAAAACCCCCCAAAAACAAAAAAUUUUACUUCUAAUAAGGUUUCCCUAUUAAAAAACAAAAACGAAACCUGACCCAAUAAAGGGUUUCACUUAAAACCCCCAAAAAAUACCUACUAUUUGAUAAUACACUAUAAAAAACCCCACAAAACAAAAAUCCUUUCUAUCUAAUGGUUACUAUAAAAACCCCCCCCAAAACCCCCCAAAAAUUUGUACUAUAAUACAAUAUAAAACCCAAAAAAGAAAAAAAAUACCUACUACUAAUAAUACGGGGUAGGUAAAAAGGCCAAAAAAGUUUUCCCUUUAAAUCAAUUAAGGUUUUUUCAAACCAGUUAAAAACCCCCGCCAAAGAACCAUUGGUAAACCCUUUUAAUAGGAGGUAGAAAACCCCCAGAAAAAACAGUACCCUUAGAUUAGAUAAAGGUUUUAAAGGGGUAGUAAAAAAACCCCGAAAAAACGAACCAUUCCCAUCUAGAUAAGGUUAGGGAGGCUAGUAAAAAAAACCCCCAACAACAGUACCAUUAGUAUCUAGAAAGGGUUGCAGGUAGUAAAAAACCCCCCGCAAAAAACAGACCCCUUUAAAUAUUAGAUAAGGGUUUUGCAGGCUAGUAAAAACCCCAAAACAACAGGAAACCCUUUUCUAUUUUGAUAAGGUUAGCAGGUUUGUAAAAAAACCCCCGCAAAAACAAUUUCCAUUUGCUACUAGAUAAGGGUUUGCGGGAGUUAAAAAAACCCCCGCAACCAAAAAGAUUUCCAUUGCAUCUAGAAAGGUUAGCAGGGGUAUAAAAAAAACCCCGCAACAACAGAUACCAUUAGCUAUCUAGGGUAAGGUUAGCAGGCUAGUUAAAAAACCCCCGAAAAAAAACAGGUUUCCAUUAGGGUAUCUAGUAAGGUUAGCAGGUAGUAAAAACCCCAGCAACAAAAAAGAUACCCCAAAAAUAUCUGAUUUAAAGGGUUUGCAGGCCAGUAAAAAAACCCAAACAAAACAGGGUACCCAUUAAACUUCUAGUAAGGUAGAGGGUAGUAAAAACCCCCCGCAACCAAAAAAAUACCCCUUAGCACUAGAUAAGGGUUUGCAGGCUAAAUAAAAAAACCCCAGCAAACAAAAAGAUACCCUUAGCUAUCUAGAAAAGGGUUAAACCGGUAGUAAAAAAACCCCCGCAACAAAAAGAUACCCCUUUGCUAUCUUUGAUAAGGUUUGCAGGCUAGUAAAAAACCCCCGCAACCCAAAAGAUACCAUUAGCUAUUAGAUAAAGGGUUUGCCCGGUAGUUAAAAAACCCCCGCAAACAAAAACCCCGAUACCCAGCUAUCUAGAUAAAAGGUUGGGAGGCUGUAAAAAAACCCCGCAACCCAAAAGAUACCAAUUUGCUAUCUAGAUAAGGUAGCCGGCUAGUAAAAACCCCCCGCCAAAAACAGAUACCCAUUAGUAAGGUUAGCAGGCUAGUAAAAAAAACCCCCGCAAAAAAACAGAUAAAAUGCUCUAGGGUAAGGUUUGCAGGCUAGUAAAAACCCCGCAACAAAAAGAUUUCCAUUGCUAUUAAAAAAGGGUUUUUAGGUAGUAAAAAAAACCCGCAACAACAGAUAACCCUUAGCUAUCUAGAUAAGGGUUUGCAGGCUAGAGGGAAAAAACCCCCCAAAAAACAGAUACCAUUAGCUAUUUAAUUUAAAGGGUUGAAAGGUAGUAAAAAAACCCCCGCAACAAAAAGUACCAUUAGCUUCUAGAAAGGUUUGCAGGCUGGUUUAAAAAAAACCCGCAAAAAGAAACCAUUUGGAUCUAGUAAGGUUAGCAGGCUAGUAAAAACCCCAGCAACAACAGAUACCAUUAGCUAUCUAGAUAAGGUUAGCAGGCUAGUAAAAACCCCAGCAACAACAGAUACCAUUAGCUAUCUAGAUAAGGUUAGCAGGCUAGUAAAAACCCCAGCAACAACAGAUACCAUUAGCUAUCUAGAAAGGUUAGCAGGCUAGUAAAAACCCCAGCAACAACAGAUACCAUUAGCUAUCUAGAUAAGGUUAGCAGGCUAGUAAAAACCCCAGCAACAACAGAUACCAUUAGCUAUCUAGAUAAGGUUAGCAGGCUAGUAAAAACCCCAGCAACAACAGAUACCAUUAGCUAUCUAGAUAAGGUUAGCAGGCUAGUAAAACCCCAGCAACAACAGUACCAUUAGCUAUUUAGAAAAAAGGUUAGGGAGGCUAGUAAAAAACCCCAGCAAAAACAGAUAAAAUUAGCAUCUAGUAAGGGUUUGCAGGUAGUAAAAACCCCCGCAAAAAAACAAACCAUUAGCUAUCUGAAAGGUUACAGGCUAGUAAAAAAACCCCCCCCAAAAAAAAACCCCGAUACCAUUAGAAACCGAUAAGGUUGGAGGCUAGUAAAAAAAACCCCCGGGAACAACAGUACCAUUUGCUAUAAAAAAAGGUUUAGCAGGUAGAAAAACCCCCCCGCAAACCCAAAAGAUACCAGAGCUAUCUAGAUAAGGUUUGAAAGGGUAGAAAAACCCCCGCAAAAAAACAGAUUUCCAUUUUGCUAUCAGAUAAGGUUAGCAGGCUGUAA
Coregonus sp. 'balchen' is the source of this 15174-nucleotide messenger RNA. Lineage: Eukaryota; Metazoa; Chordata; Actinopteri; Salmoniformes; Salmonidae. The record is from the annotation of a GenBank genome assembly.